This is a messenger RNA of Stomoxys calcitrans (stable fly), 5004 nucleotides long. It is a transcript of the gene pod1, whose product is annotated as coronin-7. The record is from RefSeq and is a predicted model, not a curated record. Lineage: Eukaryota; Metazoa; Arthropoda; Insecta; Diptera; Muscidae. The coding region runs from base 398 to 4189 and encodes 1263 amino acids. Gene Ontology annotation, molecular function: protein binding. The transcript has 14 exons.
AAUCCUCCAUUCCACUUUCGUCGAAAACGACCAUUCCUUUAUCCAUUUAAUUCGUUCAUUCCAAAGCCAAACAAGAACGAGAAACAAGGUGUCGUGUCUGUGUUUUUUUCAACAUCAACAAUAAAACAAAUUAAUAAUAGUAUAAUAAUAAAAAUUGUGAUUUCGAAUUAAAAUAGCAACUUGUGUGCUGUGAGUAAUAACUUGAGCUUAUUGGAUUAUUUGCCGAGGCAGUGAAGGUCCUUGCAGCGGCGUCUCUCGCGGACUUUCGUGAAAGUGUGUAAAACGCUUGGAUAUAUUUGCAGCACUUUUUUUAUCAGACACUUUCUCUGCAAAGAAAAACAAACGCAUUUCAUUUUGACUACAACUUUUGACCAGAGAAGAACUUCUGCUGUUCACAAUGGCCUGGCGUUUCAAAGCUUCGAAAUAUAAGAAUGCAGCACCUAUUGUACCCAAGCCGGAAGCAUGUAUACGUGACAUCUGUGUAGGUUCCUAUCAGACCUACGGUAAUAAUAUUGCUGCCUCGGCGGCAUUCAUGGCAUUUAAUUGGGAACAUACGGGUUCGAGUGUGGCCGUAUUGCCUUUGGAUGAUUGUGGGCGCAAAAGCAAGACAAUGCCUUUGCUGCAUGCCCAUUCAGAUACGGUAACCGAUCUUGGAUUUUCACCUUUCCAUGAUGGUCUGCUGGCGACUGCCUCCCAGGAUUGUAUGGUGAAGAUUUGGCAUAUACCCGAAAAGGGUCUGGAAACUUCAUUGACUGAUCCCGAAUGUGUGUUUUCGCAUAAACAAAGGCGCGUGGAGACUGUUGGAUUCCAUCCAACAGCUGAUGGUCUGCUGCAUUCCACAUCUGCUGGUUGUGUCACACUAUUUGAUUUGACAGCACAAAAGGAGAUUUACUCAAACAAUGAACAUCCAGAAGUCAUACAGUCAGCCAGUUGGCGACAUGAUGGCACCGUUAUUGCUACCAGCUGCAAAGAUAAGUUUGUUCGUAUUUUGGAUUGUCGCAUAAAUGGCUCUCCCAUACAAAUGUCUGCGGAAUCACAUCAAAGCAUAAAAGACUCACGUGUCGUCUGGCUGGGGAAUCAAUCACGCAUUCUAACCACCGGUUUCGAUGCGGCCCGUUUACGUCAGGUGAUAAUACGUGAUAUUCGCAAUUUCGCCGUGCCCGAGAAAACAUUGGAGCUGGACUGUUCCACUGGCAUUUUAAUGCCUCUCUUCGAUGCCGACACCAAUAUGCUAUUCUUGGCUGGAAAAGGAGACACCACAAUAAACUAUUUGGAGGUCACAGACAAAGAUCCCUAUCUCAUUGAAGGCCUAAGGCAUACAGGAGAGCAAACGAAAGGCGCUUGUCUAAUACCUAAGCGCGCUUUGAAGGUUAUGGAGGGGGAGGUAAAUCGUGUAUUGCAACUAACCUCGAACAUGGUUAUACCAAUUAUGUAUCAGGUGCCACGUAAGACUUACAGAGAUUUUCACAGCGAUUUAUAUCCAGACACUGCCAGCUGUCGCACUGAUCUAACGGCUGCGGAGUGGAUGAAUGGCUGCAACAUGCCAAUACCAAAAAUGAGUUUGGAUCCAGCUAAGCGUGAUUUGGGUGACAUUCCAGUGGUUAUUCAUCGUGGCAAUUUGAAGGAAUAUAUAAAAAAUAUUGAAAAUAAAAAGCUAUCUCUAGACGAUAAACAAUUGAAGCAGCAACAGCAGCAGCUCAAUGGCAGUCAUAAUGCCAAUACACAAAUUAUUGCCAAAUCUCUAAAAUCACCCAAACAGGAGGUGGUAGAGGUAGAUGAAUUGUCAACAAUAUUUAAAAAAUUUGAUGCCAAAUAUAAGACUGAUUCGGAGAAGGAAUCAACGGGAGAUAUGGAUGAGAAUGGCGGCCGGUAUGACGAUGACAAUAAUGAUGAAGAGGAUGGGGCUCGUGAACAUAGUCCUCAUAGUUCUUCUCAAGAUUCACCAAACACCGAGGACUCAUCUUCUUCUGUGCCAAAGCCAAUGCCACGAACAUCACGCAAUAAUUCAUUGCAAGAUACGUUAUCAGGUCAGCAGCAACCAUUGUCCGUGGAGGCCAAUAAAGUUUUGCCCAAGCCAAGGCCCCGUACUACAGCAACUGCAUAUAAGCCCCGUUUGGGACCCAAGCCAUUUUCUAGUAACACAGUUGAUGUAACAUUCGAUAAAGUGUUUGCUGUCCCAGUUGCUCCAGGAUCACAAGAGAAUCUCGCCAACCCAACCCCACAGGGUGCGGGUGUUGCAAAUGAACCAGAGUCGCCAUUGGCCUCAAAACCAGAUUUAAUUGUUGAAAUCGAAAUAAAAAAACCCUCGACUGAAUCCAACAAUGAAAACAAUGGUCUUCAAAAGUCCUUAUCUACGUCAGAGAGACGUAAAUCUUCUCUGGAUGAUGAAGAUUCCAGCGAUAAGGUUUUUGAACAAAAUCAUUCCGAAUCGUCGGAGAACUCAACGGAGGGCGAUGACAAGGCCGAAUCGGAAUUGCGAAGAUUUUCUCCAGCCCGCAAUAGUAUUGCGGAAAGAAGACGUUUGUAUGAAUUGCAUUCAAAGAGUACCACCGAGGAAAGAGCCCAAUCGCCUGUGCCAUUACGCCGCGAACUUUCUAAAGUCGAUUCCACAAAGAGCGGAUCUAUUGAUAUUAAGCGAACGUCGGUGCCAGAGGGCAAACUAUUGGAAGAGAAACGUAGAAACUUGCCCCCUAAGGAGGUUACUGACAAUGGUUCAUCGGCAGCUGCCAUUAAGAAAUCGGCAACUGAGGCUGCCAUAACGACAUCGACCAAGCGAACAUCUACCGUAUUUGGAAAAGUCUCCAAGUUUCGCCAUCUUAAGGGUACACCAGGCCAUAAAUCCACUCACAUUGAAAACUUACGCAACUUAAGUCGACAAAUACCUGGCGAGUGUAAUGGUUUUACCGCAAAUCACGAACGUGUUGCCGUACCUCUAUCUGGACCCGGUGGUAAAAUAGCUAUAUUCGAAUUAAGCAAACCAGGGCGUUUGCCCGAUGGCGUCAUACCUUCACUUGUGAAUGGUAACAAUAUCAUGGAUUUCCAGUGGGACCCUUUCGAUGCCAAACGUUUGGCUGUGGCCUGCGAUGAUGGCAUGGUUAAAUUUUGGCGUAUACCGGAGGGUGGCCUCUGCGAGCCUACCAAUACACCCGAACAGGAAUUAAAUUCACACUUGGACAAAAUCUAUUUUAUACGUUUUCAUCCACUGGCUGAAAAUAUUUUGCUCACAGCCAGUUAUGAUAUGACCAUUAAGUUAUGGCACAUUCCCACAAUGGAGGAGAAGUGCCUUUUGACGGGACACACAGAUCAAAUCUUUGACUAUGCCUGGAGUCCAUGUGGAAAGUACGGCGCAACGGUUAGCAAAGACGGCAAGAUACGUAUAUAUAAUCCAAGGAAAUCGGAGACACCAAUACGUGAAGGAAAUGGCCCCGUAGGUACGAGAGGUGCUCGUAUCGUUUGGGCUUUAGAUGGACAAUAUAUUGUGUGCACUGGAUUCGAUAAGGUUUCCGAACGUCAAAUAAGCGUCUACAAGGCGGAUAGUUUAAAUGCGCCACUCAAUACGGCUAGUUUGGAUGUAUCACCUUCCAUUCUAAUACCUUUUUAUGACGAGGAUAGCUCUACAUUGUUUGUGACUGGCAAAGGUGACUCGACAAUCUAUUGCUAUGAAAUAACAGACGAGGAGCCCUUUAUUUGUCCUUUAUCACAUCAUCGUUGCACAUCCUUGCAUCAAGGACUUAGUUUUUUGACAAAGAAUCAUUGCGAUGUGGCAAGUGUUGAGUUUUGUAAAGCCUAUCGUUUGACAAAUACCACAAUUGAGCCGCUUAGUUUCACUGUGCCACGUAUUAAGAGCGAAUUGUUUCAAGAUGAUCUCUUCCCACAUACUCGUGUCACAUGGGAACCCACAAUGACUGCUGAGGAAUGGUUCUUGUCCAAUGAUAAGAAACCAAAGAAAAUUAAUUUACAACCCGAGGGCAUGGAUACGUUGUCUUCUAUACAACCAGUGGUUAGUCAAGCUAAUCGUUCCAAUAACAAUAUAAGUACAUGCGCAAGCGAACAUUUCCCCAAUAAAUUUGAAACGGAUAAAAACAAACAAAAAGAGAUUCAAAAAUCGGUUAGUGCCCGCAUGGAAUAUAAUACAAAGUUGGAACAGGAUGACAUGGAAGGUGUUGAUGAGAAUGAAUGGCAGGAGUAAUUUCUCUCUAAGCACUCACUAUCCCGAACUCUUUAGAAACUAGAUUAAGGCAUUUGUUUAUAAAAUUGAUCUCCUCGAAGUCCCCCACCUACUUCCCUAAUGUCAACAAACAAAAACUCAUCCCAAAGCCCCACAAUCAUUUUGUGUGUGUAAUAAGUGUACUAUUUUCUAUUUUCUGUACUAAGACAUUUUUAUUAUGUUUAUUUUUGUUUUUUAUUUCUUUGUCUCUAUAAUAAUGCCAUGACAUUUUUUAGGUUUUUUUACAUUUAAAAGAAAAUUUAAGAAGAACUGUAUUUUUACAACACCACGUAAGCGUUGCAGCGUUAAAUGUUUAAUACACAUACAUAUUUAGGUUUAAUUGGAAUUUUUCUGAUACAAAUGAAAAAAGGAAACAUUUCACCCUUUUUGUCUAGUCUAUAGUAUUUUAUGUUACAUAUAUAUUUACAUAUUUUUUAUCUGCUUUGUUAUAACUAAUUAUCUCUUUGACUCUUUUCGUUCAUUUCGUUUCCGCUUUGUAAUACAUACAUAUAUAUUCACAAUGUAUUUUCUAAACAAACAAAAGACAAUUUUCUCUGCUAUUAAAUAUUUGAACAUGUAUACAGAAAUCAAAUCCAUUCAUUCCUUAUAUAUUCGAUGACUAUAUUCUAAAAGGUGUGCAAUCAUGACAACAAAAACCCAUUCAUGUGACUUUUAAUUUUACAAUUGCUGCCCGAAAGAAAAAGUCCCCUACAAAUAGACUGAUUCAAAAAACAAGAAAACAAAAUAAACGAAUUACCAAUUUUUUUAUGGAUACAAAGACCAACUAGAACAAACGA